GAAAUUUAUAAAAACUAUUGGAAUAUGUAUAAGUACAAAGAUUGAAAAAUAUGAUUCAAAAAGGGAAUUCAAAAAAAAACCAAAAGAAACCUGAACAUAUUGGCUAGCCAAAAAACCACCAUACUUUUGUUGACUUUUUCAGUUUAUUAAGCAACUUAGGAUUGACUGACUAGACUAACACACCGUUAGCAGAGUUAACAGAUAUUUUAGACGGCAUUAAGCGACGUUAAUUGUGGGCGUUAAUUAAAACGACCUCGUUUAAUCUUUUUGUCUGAUUAAAGACAAAUGAAUGAAACGACGUCGUUUUAGGUAGCUUUGUUAUUAAAAAUAUGUGCUUCCCGCGGGUCAAACUCGUGCACUCGUGAUCAAUGGUAGGGGUUGUGCCACUGAGCUAGUGGACUUUUCAAGGGAUUGACGAACAUAGUUAUUUUUAAACUCUGAAAUAUGAUAACUGAAUCAAAAAGAAACGACGACGUUUUCUCCUUCGUCUUCAAUCUUUUAACGAACACGAACCCUAAAUUCCCAAAAUCUCAAAUCGUGUUUCCUCUUCAAGCUCGAUUCUCACAUUUCCUUCUUCGAGUAUCGCAUGAUGAGUUCGUGUUGUGAGGAUUCGUCUGUCAAUGUGAUGGGUAUUCGUGGUAUUCCGGAGAAAUACGACUGUGGUCAAAGCACUGCGAUAUACACAUCAAAAUCGAAGCAGAAUCCAGGAAGAACCUUCUUUAGAUGCCCAACGUUUCGAAAUGAUCACUUGUAUAAAUGGGUAGAUGAAGCUAUCUACGAAGAGGUUCAGGAUGCAUUGCCAAAAGUUGAGUGCUUUGCAUCGGAUCUCAUGAAAAUUAAAAUGGAGAUCGAAAGCUUCAAAACUGCAGAGGAAGAGUUGAAAGAAGAUGUUAGGAAGGUGAGCAAUGAACUUAAGAAGCUGAAUGUGAUCAUGAAAGUGGGUUUUGUGAUGGUUUUCUUAAGCAUUGUCACAUGUCUUGUGUUGAUCAUGUUUGAUAAAGCAAAUGGGUUGUCUUUGAAUAGCUACUAGGAGACUCUGUUUAUGUAAUUGUAAUGGUUUCAGUGAUUUGAACUCAUGGUUUAUGUGAGUCUAAUGUUGUAAGACUGUUUAUGUUAUUCUAAAGAUUUCGACUUAUGGUUUAUGUAAAUUGAUAGUAGUUAAAACAACAUCAUGAACACACCAAGAAGAAACCAGCAUGAACACAUUGAACACAAGAGUAAACAUAGAUAAACAAAAUCAUUUAAACAUGACACCAUUGAACACACCAAAAUACACCAUCUUGUUACAAAAGCAUAGAGUAAACCAUCAUACAAAAGCAUUCCGAGAGAGACACCAUCUUGUUCCAAAAGCACAAGAGUAAACAUAGAUAAACAAAAGCAUUUAAACAUAGAUAAACAAAAGAGUAGUUCUAGUUUCAAAAGCAUUUAAAUUGAUCUAAAACCAUCUUCCCCACGCUCCUGUCUGUGAUGCUUGAGCUUGUGAAGAGUGAGCUUGUGAGGAUUCAGCUUGUGACUCUUUAAAAUGUAUUCCCUGUACCAUAUAAAUGAAUUGUCAAUAACCUCAAAAAACGCAGACACAUUACCAAUAGCUAAAAAACUAAGAACAUAACCUGAUUUUUCCUUGGUCUGCCUCUCGGUUUCUUAGCUGGACUCUUAACAGAAGCAUUCCGACAUGUAUUUUUGUAGUAGCCUUCUUCUUUGCAAUUAGAGCAUGUUAUAACUCUGUUCACACGGCUCAGCUUGGUAGUAGACACUGUCUCAUUAGCUCCCUUCUUUCUAUCAUGGUUUCUAGGCCUACCAGGAUUGCCCUUUCGAUUAGGUGGUGGAAUCACACCUAAUCUAUUGGUCUGAGGCCACUCUAUCAUCCCAUUUACCGGACUGAUCCCAUAACUGUACGUUUCACGCCACCUAGAAGUUGUGUAGCAAGGAGCAAAAAAUUCAGAAAGUUUUCUUUUCGCACCAAGGAUGACCUUAGCAGCAUGGAUGCAUGGAAUACCAUUCAUUUGCCAGCUUCGACAUGCACAAGUCUCCUUCUCCAAACUCACAACAUAUGACUGAUCUUUAUGCUCCACCUCAGUCUCUGGCCCAAUUGCCCAACGCAGUAUACACUCUUUCAACUUCUUCUCAACCCUGUCUAACGCUUUAUGUGUCUUCAUGGUGAACCUAGUCUUCCUGUCGGUAGCCAUCUUAGACCUAUUGUAGUUCCUAGUCAUACAUUGGCGCCUUAUCUCCUCUAACAUGUCGAGCAGAGGCUUCUUCCUAGCCUCCCUGAUGGUCUUGUUGAAGGACUCACACAAGUUGUUCAGAUUAUCAUUGCAGCAGGAGCCUAUCUUGAAGAAAGCUCUAGACAAAGUCUCUGGCUUUGUCUUUAUCAUAGAUGCAUGUGCGCCGGGAUCAUAGUUCUUAAGCUCAUCCAUGUGGUAGUUGAACAUACCAGGAGUGUAGCUCCUUGCAAUCAACCAGAAGAACCUCUGUAACCUUAGAUCCUUUCCACCUUUCCUCCAGUUCUCGUAUAUAUGUCGACAACACUGCCGAUGCUCAGGUUCUGGAAGGAGGGUAUGAACUGCCUUCACUAAUCCCUACAAGAUCAGAAACAAAAAAAAAAAAUCAGAAACAAGAAUCAAACAUUCACAGAAUCAAACAAGAAAGCAAAGUGUUUACCUUUUGUUUGUCAGACAUUAUAACAAAUCCUUUCCCAUCUUCCAAUCCCAAAUCCAAGGCCAAACGCUUCAAAAACCAAUCCCAGUUUGUAUCAUUCUCUAUCUCCAGUACAGCCCAAGCAAUAGGGACAAUCCUAUUGUCUCCACCUCUUCCGACAGCAGCCAACAACUGUCCUUUGAUGUGCCAUUUCAAAAAAGCUCCAUCUAAGCCAAUAACUAGCCUACAAGUCUUCUUCCAUGCUUCUUUUUGUGCUUGGAAACACAUGUAGAGCCUGUAGAACCUCUGCUUGCUUCCAACUGUGGCUCCUAGUAUGGUCUCAAUGUCCAUGGUUGAUCCAUAAUUGCUCCUGAAGAUCUCUGCUUGGUAAAUCCCAGAGUUUAUCAUGUGUCUUCCUCAUUUCUCUCAUCAACUUCGUCUUGGCCUUAAUGCACGAGUUUUCUUUGGCUUCCAUCUGAUACUCCCUCAAGAUCUCAGCAUGUAUCUCCUUCGCUGUGGUCUUAGGAUUCAGCCUUAACCUCUCAGCAAAUAGACUUGCAAUUGCUGACCUCUUAAGAUCCUUGACUGCCCUGUUUUCUCACACUUAUGGUCAUUGACAUAUGUAUUUACCAUCAGCUUUUGUUUCCUCUAAUCAUAAGAACAAUAGACCAUCCAGGGACAUGGAUCCUCAUCAUCUCUCAUCUCAGCAGCACAUUUUGCACCCAUCUUCAAGCUACUAGAUCUGUAGUACUUGAUGUUGUAUAUGGUUUUGAGUGUAUACCUCAGACAAGUAUGUUUGAAGUCCUCAGCAUCUGAAAAUGUCUUGCCAAGCUGAAGGAGCUCCUCUGGAUCAAUGUCUGCUCUGUAAGCUUGCGCAGGUAUCAUCUCCUCUUCAUUCUCAUCAUCUGAUGACACAGGAUCAUGGAUUUUAUCAUCAUCCCAUGCAUCAUCAUCCCCUUCGUCUUCAUCAACCUCACAGUCAUCAUUUCUUGCUUCAUCACCAAACAAUAGACCCAAAUCUCUACAGUUUUCUUCCUCAAUGCCACCAAUACCAUUCUCAUUCUCUAAUUCAAGCAGACCAUCAUCUAAUUCUCGCCUACCAUCAUCUUAUAUAUUUCCAAAUUCCUCUUCUUCAAUUGUCCCCUCUAUAUUUCCAAAUUCCUCUUCUUCAUUUGUCUCCCUCUGGGGACAUUCUUCUCUGUAAUCACCAUCUACCCGCUUCUUCUUCGAGUUUCCAGGAGGAGGAGACACAGUUAAAACACCAGUAACCUUCUGCUUCUUUGAUUGUCUAGGAGACGGAGUUGAACCACCAUAUGGUGUCCCACGCCUCGUAACCUUCUCCGGAGAUGACACAGGCGACCCAUAUUGUGUCCCACGCCUUGUCUUCGACGCCUCUGUAGAUGCCAACAUCGAUAUCCCUUCAACUCUUUUACUCUUCCUCGAUCUCUCCGGCGAUGGCAAACUCACAGAAGCACCGCGUUUUCCACCCUUCUUCGCCGCUCCUUUUGUUUCAGACACACUCCCAUCACCACCUUUUCCACCCUUCUUCGCCGCUCCCUUUGGUUCAGACACACUUCCAUCACCACCUUUUUCACCCUUCUUCAACUGUUGAACCGCUUCUUCACUCCCGUAAUCAAAAUUCCUCAUCGCUCCCCAAAUCAUUACCUCCCUUCCAUUCCUUGUGAACUUCGUCUUUACCAUCCACAGAGACAAAGAAAAAUCCCCAAAUCGAUUUGAGUUUCUAAGAAAUUAGGGUUACGUUUUGAUUAAUCCCCAAAUCGAUCAUCCACAUCUUUUGAUCAAUAAAACUAAAUAUGUAUGGUAUUCUUCCGAAAAGUCCACUAGCUCAGUGACAAAAAACCCCCCUAAGGACCACGAGUGCAGGAGUUCGAGUCCAACCAAAAACAAUUUUUAUUAAACAAAACGACAGCGACUUGAGAUUUUGUCUUAAACAAAACAACUGGAUGAAACGACGUAGUUUCACUAAACGGCAGUAUUUAACGGUGAGUUAACACUGUCGUAACUGUCAGUUAACGGUGUGUUAAUCUGGUCAGUCAAUCGUAAGUUUCUUAAUAAACUAAAAAAGUCAACAAAAGUUCAGGGUUUUAUUGGGCAGGCUCGAGUACAAGUUUUUUUUGGGAAUUCCAGCAAAGUUGGUGUUUUUUUUGCCGAAUUCCCGAUUCAAAAAACCUUACUUAAAAUUGCUUUUGGUCGUCCCACCUGAAUUUUGGGCCGAGCUUA
Brassica napus (rape) is the source of this 4878-nucleotide messenger RNA. RefSeq lists its product as uncharacterized. Lineage: Eukaryota; Viridiplantae; Streptophyta; Magnoliopsida; Brassicales; Brassicaceae. Gene Ontology annotation, molecular function: zinc ion binding. The transcript is spliced from 2 exons. The record is from RefSeq and is a predicted model, not a curated record. The coding region runs from base 587 to 1030 and encodes 147 amino acids.